Malassezia pachydermatis is the source of this 702-nucleotide messenger RNA. Its product is annotated as thioredoxin-like protein. Lineage: Eukaryota; Fungi; Basidiomycota; Malasseziomycetes; Malasseziales; Malasseziaceae. The transcript is spliced from 3 exons. Bases 1 to 702 code for a protein of 233 amino acids. The record is from RefSeq and is a predicted model, not a curated record.
AUGAUCAUUGUGCACCAUUUGAACAAUUCUCGCUCACAGCGUAUUCUUUGGCUCUUGGAGGAGUUGGAGAUUCCUUAUGAGAUUAAGCACUACAAGCGCCGUGCAGACCAGCUGGCGCCGAAGGAGCUCAAGGAAGUUCACCCAUUGGGCAAGAGCCCUGUGAUUACCGACACGAGCCGUGGUAACAAGGUGAUUGCCGAGAGUGGCGCCAUCAUUAACUACAUCAUCAAGUACUACGGCCAGGGUCGCGGCCUGCCCAGCAAGGAGCACGAAGAUGACAAUGAUUUCUGGGUGCAGUUUAGUGAGGCCUCGCUUAUGCCGACACUUGUCCAGAAGUUUGUUAUGAUGAUUGUGCCGACGCAAGCGCCCUUCUUUGUGCGUCCUAUCGUGAGCAUCAUUACGGGUCAGGUGCAAGCGCGCAUGACCGAUCCUGACCUGAAGGCCAAGACCAAGUUCACGGCUGACUACCUCGAAAAGCAAUCGACUGAUGGCCGUGCGUGGUUCGCAGGCGGCGACAAGGAUGGCAACCCGACGGCGGCUGACUACCAGAUGCUCUUCCCUGUUGAGGCACUCACGACCGGCCGCCUGGAUCCAGCCAACAUCCCAGACUCGCUGAAGAACUGGGUGGACAUGGUCCACAAACGCCCUGCGUACAUCCGCGCCUACGAGAAGGGCGGUCCGUACGACUAUGCCAAGCUGUAA